AAUCUGUGACUACAAAGCAUCCACAUAAAAACUAUAAAUUCCCGCUCUCCUUUUGUUUUUAACACUGCUUGACUUCAAUAAUAUUUUUUUUAUCUCGUUUUGUAUAUUAAUAGAAGAAAGAUAUAAACCCGUUUUGUAAAAAUUUGUAGGUAUUUAAGCGAUUGUUACCAAUAUUUAUUUGUAAUAUUCGGCAAAAUGUGGUCAAGAUCGUUGGUCAGUUUUGGUAUUGUAACACUUGUUCUGCACUUACAUUGUGUACAAGGACUCAAAGAUGACUGCGAUAAACUGGGCAUCCUCCUCUACGAAGACGUAGGUUGCACCCCAGUCCUGGCACCAGGUAAAAGUUGUCCAAUCAAAUACGAAUGCGACUUGGCAAUCAGGAACAAUACCUGUUUGUUUAGAGGUACAGAAAUUAGCACUACAACUCGCCCAACAGACGUCGAUUUCGGUAGCUGCAACGUCGGAUGCUUCUGCAAUAAAGAUCUUCCCUACGAUCCCGCUGAGAUUGAUAAAAUGUUCAAUAAUCAACCAUAUAAUAUACCGGGAAAAUUCACAUGCGCCAUUUUAGAUUGUCCAGAAUGGUUGGGAGCAUUUCCCCUUCAAAAAGAUUGUUACAGAAAAUACAAGUUGGACCAAUGUUGCGCUGAUGGACAAAUGUGCCCUCAAGACAAGCCUGGCAAUUGCGAAGUUGACGGAAAGACAGUGUUAGAAGGUCAGCGGUUCUACCCAAAAGACACGUGUACCCAUUGUGUUUGUCCUAAAAACUUUAACGGAAAGUUAGAGGCUCCUCACUGCAGGAGGCAAUUUUGUAAUGUCCAAGUGAGGAAACAAAGAGAAGUUUCCAGCUAUUGUGCACCUUACUAUUCAGAAUUCGAAGGAGAGACUCUUUGUUGUCCUAGCAGUUGGAUUUGCCCCUCUGAUGAGCAAAAAAUUAUUACUGUGAAUCCCAAAGCAGAAAAGUCUGCAGAUUUGACAUGCCAAUACGGAAAGAAAAAAGUACAAUUGGGAGAAGGUUUUGAAACUACAGUAAAAGGAUAUGACAAUGUUGAAAGAGCAGCUAAAUGUGAAUGCGUUAUUCCGCCAUUUUUAACUUGCAGACAAGUAAAAAAAUAAUCUUUCAAGUAUUGUUGGUUAAGAUUUCUAAUGUUUUAAUAAAUAUCAUUACUAUUCUACGUC
This is a messenger RNA of Diabrotica virgifera virgifera (western corn rootworm), 1176 nucleotides long. RefSeq lists its product as uncharacterized. Bases 196 to 1113 code for a protein of 305 amino acids. The record is from RefSeq and is a predicted model, not a curated record. Lineage: Eukaryota; Metazoa; Arthropoda; Insecta; Coleoptera; Chrysomelidae. The transcript has 6 exons.